Diprion similis is the source of this 1645-nucleotide messenger RNA. RefSeq names its product hydroxysteroid dehydrogenase-like protein 2 (gene Hsdl2). Gene Ontology annotation, cellular component: mitochondrion. The transcript is spliced from 8 exons. Bases 188 to 1465 code for a protein of 425 amino acids. Lineage: Eukaryota; Metazoa; Arthropoda; Insecta; Hymenoptera; Diprionidae. The record is from RefSeq and is a predicted model, not a curated record.
CCUAUGAGGUAUACAAUCAAAGAUUAUAGUAGACCUUUGGAAUUGACAUAAUCGGAAUUUUUGAUCAGAUACAUAUCGAGUAUUGAUAGCUCGAGCCGUCGCCUCAUUCAUCUUGAGUCGGAACAAUUGCUAGGAGCAAUUGGGAAGUACAAUUCAGAUCCUAACAAAGUUGACAAUCUGCGGAAAAAUGAUUGCUAACACGGGGAAACUCGCUGGGCGUACAAUUUUUAUUACGGGAGCAUCGCGAGGAAUUGGAAAACAAAUUGCUCUAAAGGCAGCUCGAGAUGGUGCCAAUAUUGUUAUUGCGGCAAAAACUGCUGAUCCUCAUCCGAAAUUACCUGGAACUAUUUAUAGUGCUGCCAAAGAAAUCGAAGCUGCAGGUGGCGCAGCAUUGCCGUGUGUAGUAGAUGUCAGGGAUGAAGCGCAGGUCAUUUCGGCAGUAGAGAAUGCGGUAAAAAAGUUUGGUGGAAUAGACGCUCUCAUUAAUAAUGCCAGUGCUAUUUCUCUGACGAGGACCAUGGACACAGAUAUGAAGCGAUAUGAUUUAAUGCACAACAUCAAUACAAGAGGAACAUUCCUUGUAUCUAAAAUAUGUCUUCCAUAUUUAUUGAAGAGCCCAAAUCCGCAUAUUGUCAAUAUAAGCCCUCCUCUUAACAUGGUGCCUCAUUGGUUUGCUCCUCAUGUUGCUUACACCAUGGCCAAGUACGGUAUGUCGAUGUGCGUUCUUGGUAUGGCGGAGGAAUUCAAAGAAAAUGGAGUUGCAGUAAACGCAGUAUGGCCAAGGACAGCAAUACAUACCGCAGCUAUUGAAAUGUUAACUGGCCCGGAUUCCAGCAAUCACAGUCGAAAACCGGAAAUUGUUGCCGACACUGUCUACAGUUUACUCUGCAGAGAUUCACGGUCUGUAACGGGACAAUUCUUUGUAGAUGAAGAAUAUCUUAGAAAUGAAGGUGUCACAGACUUCACACAAUAUGCGUGUAACCCAGAAUACAAGGAUAAGCUGAUGCCAGAUUUCUUCUUAGAUAGCGAUCCAGACACAAUCUUGGGAACUUUUGCAAAAGGAGGCGCAGCUAAAGCAUCGAAAGACCAAGCUGCCGGUAAAGAUUCCAAGGCGACUGACUCAAGCGGCGGCGAAGUGCGGGAGAUAUUCACAGCUAUACAAGCUAACCUCAGCAGUGAACUAGUAAACAAGACUGGUGCAAUUUUUCAAUUCAACGUGAAAGGAGACGAAGCUAGCACAUGGUUCAUAGACCUGAAAAAUGGUAACGGCGCAGCCGGCAAAGGUGAGCCUGGGCAACCAGCUGACGCUACGCUAACUAUGGAUUCAAAAAACUUUUUUGCAAUGUUUAGCGGUAAACUAAAACCGGCAACAGCUUUUAUGACCGGCAAGUUGAAGAUUACUGGUAAUCUUCAGAAAGCGAUGAAAUUGGAAACCUUGAUGAGUAGAUUGAAAUCAAAGCUUUGAACGAAAGAAAAUCUUAAUUGAUUUUUAUCAUUAUAGAAGAGGUGGACCAUCUGAAUUUUUUUUCAACAAAUCAUAUGUAAUUUGUGAGAAUAUCUCACAAUUUAUAUCCAAAUAAAGCCUAGUAAUGAGAGGAUAACUCAUGAAUCGUACCAACAGAAAUGAAUUCGAAAAUAAAAAAUA